Molecule: messenger RNA, 2961 nt
Organism: Daphnia carinata
Lineage: Eukaryota; Metazoa; Arthropoda; Branchiopoda; Diplostraca; Daphniidae
Exons: 10
Coding region: 198-2852 (884 amino acids)
Cellular component (GO): nucleus
Molecular function (GO): histone methyltransferase activity; protein binding; zinc ion binding
Source: RefSeq, a predicted model, not a curated record
CAGACGUCAUUCUAUCAGUUCUGUCUUCGGUGAUCCAUUUACAGAAAGUCUAACACGUGAAAGUAAUUUGUGACGUUACUGUCAUGUCAGUUUGGCAAAGUGAUUGAAAAGCCAAAUAAUAGGCAGUUGAUCGACAGGAAAAAUCGCCUAAUUCAUUAUUAUUAUUUCUUUUCACAAGCAUUUCGAGCCAAUCUGAAAUGGAUAAAGCCGAUGAGCCUAUCGACGUCAUUCCCGUCACGAGUUUAGAUGACGAACAACAAAAAAUCCAGAAAGGCAAAAAUGAAGACUAUGACAGCCCUCAACAUUUAGUCGUUGAAUCAGCCGAAGUGGCGAAUGCAAAUGAUGCCUUCUCCCCUGCUCCUCAACUUGAAAGUUCCCUUAAUGAAUCAGCAAAUGAUAGUUAUGUACAAGUGGAAGGGCUUUUAAAGUUGCCACAACUAGAGAGCACAAGGCUUAGCAUGACAGAUGCAGAUUUGAGCAAAAUUCAAUCAGAGACUGGAGACUCACAAAAUCCUUUAAAUGCUGGCUUUGUAAAACCUAACUUUGAUAAUCAGUCUUCCUCAAAAUUGGAUUCAAAUGAAAUUUCUGUGUUUGCAGAGGAUUCUGAUGCAGGUUCUAACCAACAAAUUGAGUCAGAAGAAAAUGUUCAGCUAACUUCAGGCAUAGAUUCAAAUAUGGAAUGCCUCAAUGAGUCUAUAAAUUCUGCUUCGGAAAGCCAAGAACUCAUUGACACAGACAAGCAUGCUGAACCAAAUGGCAAUAUUCUACCACAUGCCGACCAUUCAGUUGUUGAACAACUGAACGAUUCUGUAUUUUCAGCUUCUGGCAAUUGUGAACCAAAUCAGCAUGUAGAGCCCGAUGACAACAGCUCGUCUCUUCCGAAUGGGGAAUCGAAGGUGGAAGUUUUGAUGAAUUGCUUGACGGCCGCUACCGUAAACCAGGAACCUACCAAUGAUGAGACGACCAAAAAUGGAAUACAAGAAUCAGAUGGCGAUCCUGUAAUCGAAUCUUUGAAUGAAACGCCAAUGUUAGAUGCCAAAGCGCCUCUAAAUGACGAAAAACACACAGCUAUAGAAAGGGAACCUGUGGCUGCAGAACGUACUUCUGUGGAGAUCCAUUUGAAUGAUGAAACAAUUAGUUCAGACCCAGAGGUUGAACAACUUAUGAAACUGCCUGAAACAGUAACGCAACUUACCAGCAAAGAUGGAGUCAAAGUGUUUUUGGUUGGCACAGCCCAUUUUAGUCAAGAAAGUCAGGAAGAUGUUGCCAAGACUAUCCUCAUGACACGGCCUCGAGUGGUUGUUGUAGAACUCUGCGUUUCUCGCCUCAAUAUCCUUCGCUUUGACGAGCAAACCAUACUGGAAGAGGCAAAGAACCUCAAUAUGGAGAAAGUGCGUUCGACCAUCAAGCAAUAUGGAGCUGUGCAAGGCGCCUUAUAUCUUCUCUUCCUUUCUACGUCGGCCCAUUUAACUCGUCAGUUGGGGAUGGCUCCUGGUGGUGAAUUUCGUCGGGCCUAUCACGAAGCACGUAAUGUUCAUGGCUGUCGGAUUCACUUGGGUGAUCGACCGAUCCAUGUGACACUCCACCGUGCCCUAGCUGCUUUAUCACUGUGGCAGAAAGCUAAAUUAGUAUGGCACCUACUUCUCAAUAGAGGACCAAUCAGCGCCGAGGAAGUGGAACGCUGCAAGCAAAAGGACCUGCUGGAGGAGAUGCUGGAGGAGAUGACGGGCGAGUUCCCUCCGUUGAGUCGCGUUUUCGUCCAAGAAAGAGAUCUUUGCUUGGCACAUUCAAUGCAACUUGCCGCCGCCGAUGCCGCGUCCGAGGCGCGUUCCAACGGACAAUUGAACGAGCCACCCACAGUGGUCGGUGUUGUUGGCAUUGGUCAUGUGGCUGGCAUUUCACGUUACUUUGAAAAAGUUAGUGAGAGCGAUGUCAAGAAAGUCAUGAGUAUACCGCCACAGACGAUGGCAAGUCGCGUAUUCGUUGUUUCCUUCAAGUUGUCUGUUUUGGGCCUCGCUUGCUACGGAUGUUACAAAGUCAUCCCUAAGGCAAUGGAAAUCGAAGUAGAAAUGCGAGAUGAUUACGAGCAUGAAGAUAAGAACUUGUUAUACACUCCCGUGAAUAUUCCUGGUAGUGGUGUUGAUGACGUCAUUUUUGCAGAACAGUUCGAAGGAUGUGCGUGCUGUGGAACUUGUGUUGACACCAACUGUGGUUGUAUUCGAGGUGGAACGCCAUUUUACUAUUCCGGUUGUGGUUUGGCGGAUCCAGACAUUCCUCCUAAUUUGAUUUAUGAGUGUCAUGUUAAUUGUCAGUGUGACUCCAAGUGCUCCAACCGUCUGGUUCAAAAGGGGCCACACAUUGGGCUAUCGUUGAUGGAUGCAGGCCCAAAAGGGAUUGGCUUAUGGUGCGAAAUGGAUUUGCCGAAAGGAGCGUUCGUCUGUGAAUACGCCGGAGAGGUAAUAGGAGCAGAAGAGGCUCGGCGGCGCUACGCCAAACAGAAAAGUCUUGGUCUCCGUAAUUAUAUCUUUGCCUUGCGAGAACAUUUUGGGAAAGAAACCUCACCAGUCCUAACGUAUAUCGACCCUUCCUGCAUCGGUAACAUAGGACGUUAUAUCAAUCAUUCUUGCGAUCCCAAUCUACUGAUUGUGCCUGUUCGCACGGACACAGUUGUUCCGAAAAUUUGCCUCUUUGCCCGACGAAACAUUACCGCCUAUACGGAAUUAACGUUCGAUUAUGGUGGAGGUGCGGAACCUAUCCAGGGGGUGCCGGAUGGAUGGAGCGAAGGGACUGUCUGUCGCUGUAUGGCGUCUGUAUGUCGCCGCCUUUUGCCUUUUGAUUAUUCUUUAGGCUAACGCCUUGAUACAUUUUCGGUUUUCCUUUUUCGUCUAAAUUACCUUUUUAAUCCACAUGUUUCUAUAUGCUUUAUUAAUUAAUAUAAUAUAAUUUAAUGUUGGAAAUGUC